ACACGCAAUCGAACUGUGUCAACUGGUAUGCAUUGUAAUUAAAUUAAGAGAUCCAAAGGAAAAUAUAUUCCCCCCACCACUUAGAAAGUCAUACACGCACGGAUACAUAAUUGCAUGUACAAACGUUGCAGCAAAAUUAUAACAUCACUUGAGUGAAUCGAUUCACCUUUUGGGAAGAUUUUUUCAACCCCCCCAAGCUAUUGGUAUCUUAAAGUACAAAAAAAUGAAAAUUUUACACAAAUUGGGAAACAGCAUGUUCCGAACGGCUAGGAGAAGCUUCUCUCUGGUGACGAAGCAAGCGCAUGAUUUUACCGCCCAAGGGUUGAACAAGAACAACGAAAUUAUAAACGUGCAGUUAUCCUCCUACAUAGGGAAAAAGUAUUGCUGCCUGUUGUUUUACCCCUUAAAUUAUACCUUUGUGUGUCCAACGGAAAUAAUCGAAUUUAAUAAGCAUGUAAAAUCGUUUGAGGAGAAAAAUGUGGAGCUGUUAGGAAUAUCAGUAGACUCCGUGUAUAGCCAUUUGGCAUGGAAAAAUAUGCCCAUUGAAAAAGGUGGCAUAGGAAAUGUCAAUUUUACACUAGUGUCAGAUAUAAAUAAAGAAAUAGCAAAAAUGUAUGAUGUGCUGUACGAGAAUUCUUUCGCAUUGAGGGGGUUAUUCAUAGUCGACCUACAAGGAAAGGUUAGACACCAAACGGUUAAUGAUUUGCCUCUUGGAAGAAGUGUAGAUGAAGUGUUAAGGACAAUAGAUUCGAUUAUUCACGUAGAUAAGAGUGGUGAUGUGUGUCCAAUUAACUGGAAAAAGGGCGCCAAGUCGUUUAAGCCAACCAGUGAUUCUCUCCUGAAUUAUUUAAACACGGAGAUGAAGAAGGAGUAGCAUCGAAAGGGGUCAGCUCUACAAGCCCGCUAUGCGCGUAACGGGUUAUGCCUUAUUCACCCGCAAAAGAGGGAUCUCAAAAAGGGGAAAAAAAACAAGCAAUAAAACAGCUAACAAGCAAAAUACUCCCCAAAUGAACUACCCCUGAUGGGAUCCCAUGUGGGGUGAAGAACCUCGACGAGGGAGACACCUGCAUGUACACCUGCUCACAACGCGAAUGCAAUUUUUUUUGCGAAUUUGCAAAAUGGUGUAUGUAUUCCAUUUCGUUUUGUCACCCCCAAGAGAGGGGCUACAACGGUUUUGUGAAUUCCCGCAAUUUUGCUCCCUCCCCGUUUUAGAAGUCGCACCUGUUUAUCCAUUUAGUCGCCUGCACACUCACCUGCGCGAGUUGUGCCGUUCUUUUUUAUUUUCGUUCCCAUACGAUGCGCCCCGCAUUUAUGCUUAACCCUUCACGUUGUGAAAACUACGCAAAGCUCGACAUUUCAAGGGGGAAAGCGCGCACACCGUCUAGCCGCACAG
Plasmodium vivax (malaria parasite P. vivax) is the source of this 1393-nucleotide messenger RNA. RefSeq names its product thioredoxin peroxidase2, putative. Gene Ontology annotation, biological process: hydrogen peroxide catabolic process; cellular response to stress; response to oxidative stress. The transcript has a single exon. Lineage: Eukaryota; Apicomplexa; Aconoidasida; Haemosporida; Plasmodiidae. Gene Ontology annotation, cellular component: cytosol. The record is from RefSeq and is a predicted model, not a curated record. Gene Ontology annotation, molecular function: thioredoxin peroxidase activity. The coding region runs from base 224 to 874 and encodes 216 amino acids.